GAUAAUAAGGAGAAAUGGGGGGGCAAGUCAGCAACCAAGGCCGCUUACUUCGAUAAGCUCAAGUCGCUUCUCGAUGAGUACCGCACUGUCUUCAUCGUCGGCGUCGACAAUGUCUCCUCCCAGCAGAUGCACGAGAUCCGUAUGUCGCUGCGCGGCGAGGGCGUCGUCCUGAUGGGAAAGAACACCAUGGUUCGCCGCGCUCUCAAGGGUUUCAUCACUGAAAACCCCGAGUUUGAGCGUCUGCUUCCUCACGUCAAGGGCAACGUCGGUUUCAUCUUCACCAACGGUGACCUCAAGGCUACCAAGGAGAAGAUCCUUGCUAACCGUGUCGCUGCUCCCGCCCGUGCCGGUGCCUUCGCUCCCGCCGAUGUCUGGGUCCCCGCCGGUAACACUGGUAUGGAACCCGGUAAGACCUCUUUCUUCCAGGCUCUCGGUGUCCCCACCAAGAUUGCUCGUGGUACCAUUGAAAUUGUCUCCGACCUCAAGCUCGUUGAGGCCGGUAACAAGGUCGGUGCCUCCGAGGCUUCGCUGCUCAACUUGCUGAACAUCUCGCCCUUCACCUACGGUAUGACCAUUUCCCAGGUCUAUGAUGCCGGCCAGUGCUUCAGCGCCGAUGUCCUGGAUAUCGACGAUGAGACCCUGCUCAAGGCUUUCAGCUCUGCCAUCAACACCAUCACCACCAUUUCUCUGGCUGUUGGUUACCCUACCAUCCCGGCCACCAUCCACUCUAUCAUCAACUCCUACAAGAAGGUUCUUGCUGUUGCUGUUGAGACUGACUACAGCUGGCCCGAGAUUGAUGAGCUUAAGGACCGCAUCGCCAACCCUGAUGCCUACGCUUCUGCUGCUCCCGCCGCCGCCGCUGGUGCCGCUACCGAUGCCCCCAAGGAGGCCGAGAAGCCCGCUGAGGAGGAGAGGAGUCCGAUGAGGACAUGGGCUUCGGUCUCUUCGACUAAGCGCCCAAUCCUCAAAAGGAUACGACUGCCAUGUAUUAGAUUUUUUAACUUAACCCUUACCUGA
Penicillium chermesinum is the source of this 1017-nucleotide messenger RNA. Its product is annotated as 60S ribosomal uL10 domain-containing protein. Gene Ontology annotation, cellular component: cytosolic large ribosomal subunit. The transcript has 2 exons. The record is from RefSeq and is a predicted model, not a curated record. Gene Ontology annotation, molecular function: structural constituent of ribosome; large ribosomal subunit rRNA binding. The annotation marks the transcript as partial. Gene Ontology annotation, biological process: ribosome biogenesis; cytoplasmic translation; ribosomal large subunit assembly. Lineage: Eukaryota; Fungi; Ascomycota; Eurotiomycetes; Eurotiales; Aspergillaceae.